AAUAAACGGUGUAGCAAACCGGCAACAUGCAACGGAGGUCGCAGCCAGCGACGUCCACAGGCCUCAAUGGGCCGGCACUCCGUCCCAAGCAGACGCAAUCAACCGUCCUGGGAUCCAUGCAGCAGAAGGCCAAGAUGUCGCCUAGAGAAAGAGCCAAGUGCCCAGAUCUUGGCCGGGGCUCGAGCAGCGGAAGUGGAGGAUUUGAGCCGGAUUGAGCGAGCAGGAUGAUCAGGACCAAGAAGAUCGUGUCUCUUGUGUUCUUGGGCGAUUCCCGCUCUCUGGAAUCAUGUUGGUAUUUCAUUCCAUCCUUGCUCCCCAUGUCCCCUCUGCUAGACCUGGUCAAUUCGCACCUGCUCUCGCCUGUUGCCCACCACCGCCGCAGCAGCUGCUCCUCCCGCCUGUUCGGUGAUGAAAAGGACCUGUCCUACCAGAGUCCUUUCUGACGACCAAAAUGCUCUUCGAGCCCGAUCCCGAGCCCAUGAGACAGACGUCGGGCCAUGAUCCCGCCAGAGAGAGUCCGAGCUCGCACCAGACCGAAUACCACCACCACCCAGCUGCUCCUCCUCCAUUGCAACAACCUCCGAUCGCCCAUGUCUCUCCUACUCUUCGAACACCGACCACUCCUCGUCAGAAGGACCCUCUCCGACUACAGACCUCCAUAUCCAGCGCGGAGUCGGGGUCGACGCUGGGCGCGGAAUAUAAGCCCUACCUACCAUACAAACAAUAUCAAUACGGCCCGAUAGCAGAGAGGGGUUUGGCCGAAGAGACGAUAAACAGACACUCGCCCUCGGGCUCACAACACUCGGAAAGUGGAGCUAAACGAAGUAAUCUGGGGGAAACGCCAGUGAUAGAAGACAACUCGGCUGUAUUCCGGUACAUCCAAGAAAAGUCCAUCACAGAAGACGAAACGACGGAGGCCGACCAUGCCCUGUGGAUUCUGAUGUGGAUGUCCUUCCUUGACCCAUUUCACUGUUUAUUCAGCUCCAUAUUCUCGAUAUUCGCCGUCCUCGUCAUCAUAGUCUUUACCCCCCUACGACUUUGUCGCAAAGAAUGCUCGCCCAGUCUCUCUUUGGUCCGAAUGGUUGCGCCAGUCUUUCGGAAUCAUCUGCAGAUGAUCUUUGCCAAGGCUCUAGACAAUGCUCAUACCUUUGAGUUCAGUCCUGUCUGCCUGGUUCUUAUCCAUAUUGUGUCUCCUCUCAUCAGUAUUGGAAAUGCCAUUGCCGCCUGGAUCGUGGCCGUAUUCUGGGUCUUUGCCAUCAUCAUGGGAAACCCGGACGGAACCGAGAGACGCGAUGACGGGCGCGCCUCGGUGCUCCUUUUGAGGGAUUGGUGGGAGAGGUGUCUCCUUUUUGCUAUCCGCAAAUAAAGUCUUACCUACUGUACUGGAAUCCGACUGUUACGAAGUCACGAUCAGAUGGCUACUUGGGGGGUUUUUUUUUAACGUUGAAGGGGGCGAUUGUUACCCCUUGUACAUGGGCGUCUUCUGGAAUUGCAUGAUCACUGGCGUGGGAAUGUUUAGGUUGGUGGUGCAACUGGAUUUGGACUUUGCGUAAAUUACAAAAGACGAGAAGAGCGUCGCACAGUCACACACAAAGCUGCGAUCAUCAGCUCAACGUUGCUCGCGAUUUCUGGACGGAGCGACGAUGUAUGAUGUGUCUUGCCGGGCUCCAGCCUUACUUGCUCAGAGCUGUGCACCUCUUCGGUUUUCCGAGUCUUGACUUGUGGGUUCAAAGCCGGGAGAGAGGCGUCCGCGUGUCGGUUAUCUCAUGAGGGUUUUGCUCAAAGACCAGCGAAUGGCGUUUAGUAUUACCGGGUACGUUGGGCAAUUCAGGACGUUCAGGCUGUGGGGGAGGCCGUCAGAUAUCCUAGAGGAAUGCAAAGAAAAGUGUCCAAGAG
This is a messenger RNA of Cladophialophora immunda, 1896 nucleotides long. RefSeq lists its product as uncharacterized. The record is from RefSeq and is a predicted model, not a curated record. The transcript is spliced from 2 exons. Bases 452 to 1366 code for a protein of 304 amino acids. NCBI's taxonomy places the organism in Eukaryota, Fungi, Ascomycota, Eurotiomycetes, Chaetothyriales, Herpotrichiellaceae.